This is a messenger RNA of Penicillium macrosclerotiorum, 1116 nucleotides long. RefSeq names its product threonine aldolase family protein. The record is from RefSeq and is a predicted model, not a curated record. Lineage: Eukaryota; Fungi; Ascomycota; Eurotiomycetes; Eurotiales; Aspergillaceae. The transcript has a single exon. The coding region runs from base 1 to 1116 and encodes 371 amino acids. Gene Ontology annotation, cellular component: cytosol. Gene Ontology annotation, biological process: glycine biosynthetic process; L-threonine catabolic process. Gene Ontology annotation, molecular function: L-allo-threonine aldolase activity.
AUGUCUAAUUAUGAACCAUUAUCCACAGCAAAUGAAUUCCGCAGUGAUACAUUCACCACCCCGACGCCGUCAAUGUUGACUGCAAUGGUUAAUGCAUCAUUUGGUGAUGAUGUUUAUCAAGAAGAUAAAGUCACUUUAGAAUUCCAACAUGAAAUCGCCCGAUUGACUGGAAUGGAAUCGUCACUUUUCAUGCUCUCUGGAACAAUGGGAAAUCAAAUCGGAGUGCGGGUUCAUCUCAACCAACCUCCACACUCUGUGCUAUGUGAUUAUCGUGCCCAUUUGUACGCUGAGGAAGGCUCUGGCCUGGCAGUCCUAUCCCAAGCUAUGGUGACUCCAGUCCACCCUGCCAAUGGCAUCUUUCUGACUUUAGAAGAUGUGAAGAAGUGGACCGUGCUUGGAGACGAUAUCCAUACCGCGCCGACAAAAGUGAUCAGCCUCGAGGUUACUAUAGGCGGAGUGGUGACUCCAAUGGAGGAGAUACAAAAAAUCUCUGAAUUUGCGCAUAGCCACGAUAUCAAAGUUCACUGCGACGGGGCUCGAUUAUGGAAUGCCUCGGCGGCUACUGGUUACUCUUUAGCCGACUACUGCCGAAAUUUUGAUACUGUAUCUAUGUGUGUUUCAAAAGGGCUCGGUGCACCAGUUGGCGGGGUGCUUGCAAGUACAGAGCUCAACAUCAAGCGGGCCAGGUGGCUUCGAAAGCAGCAAGGUGGCGGCAUUCGACAGGCGGGAGUUCUGACGGCGCCAGCUAUGGUAGCCUUGAAAGAAAUUUGGCCAACCAUGAAAGAGACACACGAGAAGACCAAAAAGCUAGAGGUGGACUUGGCAUUGCUUGGUGUUUUCCCCCAAAUCCCGGUCCAUACGAACUUCUUUUUCAUUGAUGCCAAGAAAUCAAAUAUCAAUAUGGAAGUAUUGUUGAAGCAGUGUCAGAAAUUCAAUGUGAAGGUUAUGGAUGAGCGCAUCGCAAUGCAUCACCAGAUCACAGACAAUUCAAUCGAGAGGCUCAAGGCUGCGAUUGCCGAGGCUGUACAAUUAUCUAGAGCUUUACCGCCUGACGCGACGUCUCAAAAAUCACUCGGUGGAUAUGGAAUCUCAUCAAAAAUGAACGAAUAUAACUAG